Molecule: messenger RNA, 730 nt
Organism: Moneuplotes crassus
Lineage: Eukaryota; Ciliophora; Spirotrichea; Euplotida; Euplotidae
Source: the annotation of a GenBank genome assembly
GAAAUAUGGAAACUGUUGUUCGAGAGGAGGAGAUAGAGAAUUUGGAAGAGGAAAAGGAGAUUUUGAGUGGACUUAGUGCAGAGGAAUGGGAGGUUACAAAUACAGCAGUUGAAAUGUUUUUAUGGGCAAAUACGAAGAGAAGGAUUUAAAGUUGGAUUAGAAUCUACGCUGACGGUCAGAGUCCGCCUAGAGUACAACUCUUCUAUGUCUUCGAAGAGAUUAAGAAAACUUUUUAGAAGUGUUAAGGCAAGGAAAUUAGAUCUUUUUGAGAUUAGUUACACAUUAAACUCGGAGAAGAAGGUUCUUCCAGGCAUUUUGAGAGAAGUAACAAGGAUUUUACCCAAAGUUCAGAAAUAAAGUGGUCUUCCUUAAUAUUUGAGUUACUCAAAAUGUACUUAUUAAGAUCUUGAGAAGCUUAUCAGCUUUGCAGCAACUUAUAUUUAUGCAAUGAUUGAUGUCAAGGAUUGAGAAUUGUUCACCAAAGCUUAACACCUCCCUUGAGACAAUAAGGUUUUAUGAAUGCUUUAAUCCUGAUUUCAAAACUUUUGCUAUCAGCGAGGAAUUUGAAUCUGUGGUCAAGCUCGUUUGAAAUACGAGGUUGUAUUCCACUCUUAAAUGACUUAAGUGAGAUCCUAAAUGUACCAUGUCCUCAUUAGCUGCUUUACAGGAAAAGUAUGAUAUCACUCAUAUCGAGUUUUAACAUAAUUCAAUCCUCAAAAUUAUUCGUGGG